UAAGCUGUAAGCAAAAUAAGAAAGCUGAAAUGACUCUUCCAACUUCAGUGGAGAUUGAACAAGUGAGUGAGCAGUGAGGUGAAAAGACUUGAUUUCUCAUUUUGAAGCGAACUAUUCCUCUAACAGGCUCAGCGGAGCCGUGUGCAGACUGUAAAGGUAGGGGGUGGAGGUGUGUGUCGGGUAGGGGGAGUGUCGGUGAAUGAAGGGAUAAACGGAGUUUGUUUUGGAUGGGGGACAGCCGGGGGAAGAGUAGCAGAGGGAGCAGAGACCGUGAGAGAGUCAGCGGCCAGUGAACGACCAGCAGCUGGACGGAACCACGACGAAACCACGAUGUACUCCCAGCUCUGUCCAUACAUCCUCUGGGUCCUGCUGCUCCUCGGCAUCCCUGCUGCACACAUGGCAAAAUGUCCAGAGGAGUGCGUCUGCGACCAGAUCCAGCUCACUGUGACCUGCGUCAACAAGAACCUGACCCAGGUUCCUCCCACUGUAGACGAGAUCACAGUGAAAUUAGACCUCAGAGGUAACGACAUUCAGGAACUUCCCACCGGGGCUUUCAAACACACCCCGUACCUGACUCACCUGUCGAUGCAGCGCUGUAACAUCCGCAGGGUGAAGGAGGGGGCUUUCCGCGGCCUCGGCCGUCUGGUCUUCCUCAACCUGGCCAACAACAACAUUGAGAUCCUCUACCAGGAGUCAUUCGACGGCCUGUCCUCACUGAAGCAGCUUAUGAUCGACCGCAACCGUGUGGAAGAGAUCCAGCCUGGAGCUUUCUCUCAGCUCGGCUUCCUCAACCUGCUCUCCCUUACACACAACCAGCUGGUCUACAUCCCCAACAUGGCCUUCCAGGGCUUGCAGAACAUCAAAUGGCUCCGUCUUAGUCACAACUCUCUGAACUACCUGGACACAGAGGCCUUCGCUGGUCUGUUCACGCUCACCCGUCUUAGUCUGGACCACAAUGAGCUGCAGUUCUUCCCCUCUGAGACCAUGACCAGACUGCCAGAGGUGACCCGUCUCGAUCUGAGCUACAACCCAAUGACUUACCUUGGAGAAGAGGUGGUGUCCAUGGCCAAACUGACCCACCUCUUCCUGGACCACAUGUCCCUGCAGGACCUAUCUAACACAGCAGUAUCAAAAUCCCCCAGCCUCAUCCACCUGGACAUCAGCUACAACCAGCUGCGUGUCAUCCAGCCCUUCUCUGAAGGUUCACCCAAUCUGGCACGCGUCAACCUGGCUGGGAACCCCAUCUACUGCAACUGCUACCUACGUCCGCUCAGGGAAUGGGCGAUCCGUGGCAAGGUGAAGCUGAUGGGAACAUGUGGAGGACCGGCCCAUCUGUCAGGAGAGAACCUGGAGGCCGUUUACCCCCCUGAGCUGCGUUGUCAGAGCCAGGAGGCCAUGCUGAAGGCAGAGUUCGAGGAGGCAACCAGGAUCACGCCACCGCCCACUGUAGAGCCAGAGAACAAGGUCAAGUGUCCUGCCAACUGUAUCUGCGAGGCUGAGACACACCACUCCUCGUGUGAGAACCGCGGUCACACCAAAGUUCCUCGGGGUUUCUCUCCCACCACGCGUCUCCUUGACCUGCGUGGCAACCACUUCCACUACAUCCCUGGCAACAGCUUCCCUGGUGUUGCCCAGGUGGUGUCCUUACAUCUGCAGCGCUGCAAGAUCGUGGAGGUAGAGGGAGGGGCUUUCAGUGGAAUGAAGGGGCUGAUCUACUUGUACCUGUCGGAGAAUGACCUCUCUUCCCUCAGCCCCGAUGCCUUUAAAGGCCUCCCUCAGCUGACUUACCUCCACCUGGAGAAGAACCGCCUCACCGGUUUCCCCAAAGGAGCCUUCAAACUGGUGCCCAGCCUGCUGGCGCUUCACUUGGAGAACAACGCUAUCACCAAGCUGGAGCCGGACACCUUGACCGGAGCCUCAGGCCUCAGAGCCCUCUAUCUCACCGGUAAUGCCAUUGAUCACAUGUCACCCAGGGCUCUGCACCAGGCCAGUGACCUUGAUACGCUCCAUUUGGGAGGAAACAAGCUGGACGAGGUGCCCACUGAAGCACUGAGCAAGGCGGGAAACCUCAGAGACCUGAGGCUGACUGGGAAUCCCAUUCGGUGGGUGGGGCCAAAUGCCUUUCUACCACUGGAGAGGUCCCUGAAGGAGCUGUAUCUGAAUAACAUGGGACUGGAGAAGAUGUCGCAGAACUCCCUGGCAGGACUGGGUCCAGGGUUGAGGAGUCUUUUCCUGGAAGGCAACCAGCUGGAGGAGUUGCCUAACUUCCACCCCCUCACUUCUUUGGAGGUCAUCAACCUGGCCAACAACCCUCUGAUGUGUGACUGUCCUCUGCUGCCACUACGCUUGUGGAUUGAGAAAGUAAACCUGAAGGUACGAGCCACUUGUGCCAAUCCCCCUGAGCUCAAGGGUCGCAGGGUCAAGGACGUCCACAUCUUCAAAGCCUGUCCUGGGGGCGAGAGCCUCCCCUCCGCCCCAACAGUCACCCCAAAGCCCGCCAAGGCCCCCAAAGCCACCAAACCCAAACCAAUGCACCUCAACAGCCUUCGGCAAGUCAAAAUGCUCAAGGCCAAAUCCAAACUUCGUAAAAGCCCCAACGCAAAACCGGCAGCAUCCAAGAAAACCGCCAAGAGACGCAGCAUGGCCUGAACCUGUUGCCUUUUGAACUGAUGUUCUGAGACCACAGCAACUGUUGGAAGAUUUCGUGGUUAAACCACGGAGUCAACUAAAACUGUAACCUCUGCUGACUUUGAAAGCUGUAGCUGCUGAGGCUGUUUCACAUCUCCUGCCAGCCAGUUCCCCUCAGCCAGCUUUUUUGCAGUAUUUCCUCUUUGCUGUCUAAUCAAUAGUGUUGAAAAAGGGCAAAAAGAUUUUUUUCACAUCAUCCAGGAAACCUACACCGAACACAGAUGCUCUCUGUCAGCGCAGCCCUGCUACGCAUUCACAGCAUUUGAUACACAUUCUCAGCCCGUCAAGUUCCUGAGCAGCACUGUUGAAGGAGGCAAAUGAACUGAAUGUUGUUAGCUUUAGUUAUUUGCUCAAAAACUGAUUUGGCCUUAUGCUAGUAACCACUACAUCACAACUGCAGAAUGUACUGAAUUCAGUGAAUUUCAAGCCACAUUUGUAGAGAGACUCUGAGACAACAUUCAAAUCAGAAAGUUUAGGAACAAUAUAUAUUUUUUUUAUCAGUGAUUUCAUAUUUACAAAGAGAAGACAUCUAGGUAUAAAACAGGAAAAAAAUAAAACAUUACAACAGAAACGUGUCUUCUAUGUCAACCCAGAAUGAACACUUAUAUUUACAGGUUUGAUGUUAAGAUUCAGAAUGAUAAGUCGUGUUAAACUCCAAUAAAACAAAGUCAUUGAAACCUUUCAA
Dicentrarchus labrax (European seabass) is the source of this 3373-nucleotide messenger RNA. RefSeq names its product chondroadherin-like b (gene chadlb). The transcript has 11 exons. Gene Ontology annotation, molecular function: protein binding. Gene Ontology annotation, cellular component: extracellular matrix. Lineage: Eukaryota; Metazoa; Chordata; Actinopteri; Moronidae. The record is from RefSeq and is a predicted model, not a curated record. Bases 331 to 2649 code for a protein of 772 amino acids.